CCCCCCUCCCUCCUUCUGCUUGUCGCGGAGCUUCUGCCGCGGUCCCUCCUCCUCUCCAGGCCGCGAUCGGGCACCUCAGGGCGGGGAAGAAGCGUCGGUGGUGGCCGGUGCUGCGCAGCAGAUCUCUGGAGCCCUGACGGCCGCGAAUAGGGGCCCGGAAACCCCUUUCAUUGCUGCGGAGGGAAGGAAGGAAGGAAGGAAGGAUGAGCUGCAGGAGAGGAAGAGGAGCGCUCCUCACCAUGUUUCUCUUCUUGUGCCUAACAUGCACGCGGCUGCUGCUCACAGAAUCGUCGUCUGUCGACCGCGAGCUUCGCCUCUUCCCUUCUCGUCGACCUCCUCCACCCGACCGCCACCACCCGCCCGAUGUGGACGCCGUGCUCGAGUCCCACCGCCACCCCCACCACCAUCACCACCUUCAUCUUCAUCGUCAUCAUCAGCGCCCCGCCCGGUUCGCCACAGUGGCGCCCGCCGCCCUCUCGGAGCCCCGCCCUCCUCACGCCGCUGUGUCUGCACGCCACCUGCUGACCGUGUAUCUGGCUGUGGAUGUGAGGAGGCUGAACGUCAGUCUUCUUCGGUGGUUUCGGGAAGGUGUGGCGGCGGCGCUGGGCGUUCCUACGGGACACGUGCACAUCAACCGGCUGAACGAGAAGAAGAAUGGCAUCGAGCUCUUCGUGUCCUCCGAUAGGCCGGGGAUCUCCGAGCCCCGCCCCGCCGAGGAGGUCAUCCAAUCCCUGAACGUCCGGGUCCUCCACCGCCACCUGGGGCACUUCGGCAUCACUGAGGUCUCCACAGAGGAGAACGUCCUGCAGGGCGAGCAGAGGGACCACGUGUGGAGCGGAGAAGGUUUUUACACCGUCGUCCUCUUUUUCACCAUCUUCGUCAUCGUUAUCACCUGCUUGAUGGUUUUGUACCGACUCAGGGAGAAGGUCCAGGUUUCUGACAGACAGCUGAAGGCUCCGCCCCCUGACCUCCACCUGACCCCGACUGUCCACUUGGACUCGGCCCAGAGGUCAAAGGGCACCAAGGUUUCAGGAAGCAUGGUCCAAGCUGAGCGCCCUCCAACUGUAGCCACGCCCAUUCGCCAUCAGCAGCCAAUCGUAGCUUGCCGCCGCCUUGCCCCUCCCCCUGUCGUCCCUCUGCCCAGCUCCGCCCCCACUCCCGUUUUCGACAGCCACGCCCCUCUGGCCGCGACAGCCAAUAACGAGCUGAAGCUCUGCCCCUCCCCCUUCAGGAUGAAACCUGCAGCCGGACUGCAAGAGAGACGCGGCUCCAACGUCUCUCUGGUCCUGGACAUGUCGGCUCUCGGCUCCGUGGAGCCGCUCAACGCCGCCGCCGCCAUUGUGACGCCCAGAGAGGCGGUCAGAGAGUACCUGCUGGCGGCCGGUCGGCCUCUGACGCGGCAGCAGCUCCGCGACGUCGUCAACAACACGGACAAGCUGCACGCCGAGUUCGCUGAAAUUCCCAUGAAUUUUAUUGAUCCCAAGGAGCUCGAUAUUCCAAACCACGGGACCAAGAACCGAUACAAGACCAUACUGCCCAACCCUCAUUCCAGAGUGAUCCUGAAGUCCAAGAGCUGCAACGACCCGCUGAGCUCCUACAUCAACGCCAACUUCAUUCGGGGUUACCUUGGUGACGAGAGGGCGUUCAUCGCCACCCAGGGCCCCAUGGUGAACACGGUGAACGACUUCUGGCAGAUGGCCUGGCAGGAGGAGGCGCCGGCCGUGGUGAUGAUCACCAAACUGAAGGAGAAGAACGAGAAGUGCGUCCUGUACUGGCCCGAGAAGAGGGGGAUCUACGGGAAGGUGGAGGUGUUGGUGAACGCCGUCAGGCAGUGUGAGCACUACACCGCCCGCAGCCUCACGCUCAAGUGUGGGAAUCAAACCCGCGAGCUGCAGCACUAUUGGUACACGUCGUGGCCCGACCACAAGACCCCCGACUCCACCGUGCCGCUGCUGCAGCUGAUGGACGACGUGGAGGAGGAGAGACGGGCGGCCGACACCACGGGACCAGUGGUGGUCCACUGCAGCGCCGGGAUUGGCCGGACGGGCUGCUUCAUCGCCACCACGAUAGGCUGUCGGCAGCUGCAGCUGGAGGGGGCGGUGGACGUCCUGAGCGUCACCUGCCGGCUCCGAGCUGACAGAGGCGGUAUGAUCCAGACAGGUGAGCAGUACGAGUUCGUCCACCACGCCCUGAGUCUGUACGAGGCCCGCCUUUCUGCAGAAACCGGCCAAUGAGGGCGCACCGGCCGCACAGGAGGCGUCGUGUGAUCUCCGAGAUUAUGGAAUCCUUCAGGGGAUCUUUGGGUUUUCGAUGGACAACCAAUGAGGAAGGCGAAUGGGUGGAGCCUGUGGUAGGGAAAGGAAGAAAAAGGUAAAUUUCAGGAAACGGAACACAUCCGUUCUUCUGCUUCUCUGGUGUUUCUUCUUCUUGUCGGCGAGCCGGUAAGACUUCUUCUCUCGACUGUUCACCUCCUUUCGGUCGCGGAGGCGCAGAGAUCGACUCCAACGACACGUUGCUCGUGUUUCUGCGUCUUGAGGACAAUGAUUUUGUAUCGUGGUGUUCUUAUUAUCUGAAGAUGACUGUUAGUUGCUCGCUCCAUUGGUCCACAAGCUCUCUGUGACGUCCGCUCUCCGCAAGUUCCUCUGCGGUCGUUUUUAACGUUCUCCUCCAGGAGGUUGAUGCAUCUCCAAAGAUAUUUUUCACAAUCUUAAAGACUCGAACUUCCUUUUUAAACGUCACAGAGACUAAACGUUGGUAAACUUUCAGCUCAGGUAACUUAACAUGCUAACUUUGCUAACAAGCAAGCUAACGCUACUUUCUGAUACGUUUGCAAAACCCCGGCUUUGUUUCCAUUGACUUAUUUUUAAUGCACAUUUUGAAGCAUCGCAUUGAAGCGCUGCUAAGGAAACCAGUUUGAUAGAUUUGCAUCUAUUUGUGUGUUGAAAAAAUGCAUCGGAUGGAAACACGACUAGCGUUGAAUAUCUGAGCCAACAAUCUGGUUAGCGGAAAAGCUAACGCAACUUUGAGAUCUAUUUUGAUGUAUUUCAAACUCACGGGGAGCCGACAUCACAGCGGAGCGACCUCCAGACGAAAAGCUCAAAGCUAACAAACCAAUGUAGCGACAAACAAGCUAAUGCUAAGCUAGUUCUCGUAGUACAGCGAUCUCCAUGGAGGCUAAUUGUAGCGUCAGUAGUUCAGCGUUAAUCAGUAAUGCUUUAAUGCUAAUAAAUGGAUGCUUUUUUAUAAGCUCGUUAUAAUCAGCCCGCUAUGCUAACGCAAUAUUUUGUCAAAACCAAUUAUAUUUAGUAUUCAAGUGGUAAAAGAUUAGCGUGUUUUACGGCAAUUAUUUAUAAGUAUGUCUCACGUAAAGCUUUGAAGGUACAAAGCGAGAAUUACAGGAAAUCUGUAUAUGGAACUAACGCCCGAAACGUCGUACUACAACUCUGUAAAAGAUCAAUAACGUGUAUAAAACUGUAUCUCAAAAGUAGCCAAUCGCUGUCACGUGAGCACAUUUAAUUAAUUAAUGAAGAUGAAUCAUGAUGAAAUAUCUCGACAUUGUAUUCAACUGUAGUUAAACUUAGCCAAACAAUUACCCGGUUGUGUAUUGAUAUUAAUAUUUUGCUUUAUACCAAAAAAAAAGAAAGUUAAAUAAUUUACGUGGUGCAGUCAUCUCGUUGAGGUGCUGUUGUGAAUUGUUAUCUUAGUGUCUUAGUAUCCUGGUCUACGUUAUCUUUUUGUGUAUCAAAGUAAUAAUAACUUUAUUUUUAUACAGUUUUUACAUGUUUUUCAUGUGUUUUAGCAGCUUUCAGCCGUUUGUCGUCUCUCAACGAACACAAACGCGUAUUUUAGAAUUAAAAUGUGAAACUGAAAUGAACAUACUUUGUUAGUUGCUGCGGUGUCGACUUGUUUUUAGAGGUUUCCAGUGACGGAGAACAUUACCAUUAUACAUGUACCUGCUAACAUUGUCCACUACGUGUUAAAGUGCUAUUACACCCCAAUGUGGGCGGGGCCAAUCCACGGACCGCAAACCAACACGGAGAACUUGCUGCUAUAAACCGUGAGAAGUCGGAAACGUUUCGACGGACAAUAAACGAGAGAAAUUCUGAAGGACUCUUUUUCUUUAUUUGUUCCUCUUCUUGUGAUACAACCGAGAGACUUUGGACCAGUUUCUGUUUGUCUUUGUGUCCACCAUCAACCCGGUUAUCACUCUGUUCAGGAUCCAUCUGGAGCUCAAUAUGGGUAGAAAUAUCUGGCCAAUUGGAGUGUGAUAGUUACGCAAUGCACACAACACACUGCCUCUGACGCAGUACCGUGUGUGUCCACUAGGUGGUGGUUCAUGUCCUGUACUGUGUCGUUGUUGACUGUUGAUGAAGCUAUAAGGGAAGCGAGGCAAGAAAUUCACUUUAAAUUAAAUUGUACAGCAUUGUGGGCUAAUGGUUACCCCGACAACCAACCUGGUGCAUAAACCCAACCAACCCAACCAACGGAGACGAGGGGAAGCAGCCAAUCAGAGGCCUUCGCCGGCAGUAAAGAAAAGGACUUUAAGUGUUGUGAAGAACACGUUUACCACAUUUGAAUACACAUGAAAUGUUCCUUUAAACUUCUGUGACAUCACGUCUCACCGGAUGCUGAUGGGUGUUUAUUUUAAACUGUUUUACUAAUCGACUUGAAUGUUGUAACAGUCUGAAACCUUAGCCACUGAGUAGUGCUGUGACCUCUUUUUCUACUUCUAUCUACAUAUAAUAUAUAUGUGUUUAUAUAUAUAUAUAAACACAUAUACAUACGGUAUAUAUUGUGACCUGUAAUCUGUACAUAAACACUGGACAUAAA
Cyclopterus lumpus (lumpfish) is the source of this 4830-nucleotide messenger RNA. It is a transcript of the gene ptprr, whose product is annotated as protein tyrosine phosphatase receptor type R. Bases 204 to 2234 code for a protein of 676 amino acids. The record is from RefSeq and is a predicted model, not a curated record. NCBI's taxonomy places the organism in Eukaryota, Metazoa, Chordata, Actinopteri, Perciformes, Cyclopteridae. Gene Ontology annotation, molecular function: protein tyrosine phosphatase activity. Gene Ontology annotation, biological process: protein dephosphorylation. The transcript is spliced from 17 exons.